Molecule: messenger RNA, 6035 nt
Organism: Anneissia japonica
Lineage: Eukaryota; Metazoa; Echinodermata; Crinoidea; Comatulida; Comatulidae
Exons: 28
Coding region: 202-5520 (1772 amino acids)
Biological process (GO): G protein-coupled receptor signaling pathway
Cellular component (GO): membrane
Molecular function (GO): G protein-coupled receptor activity; protein binding
Source: RefSeq, a predicted model, not a curated record
AGUGACAGACUAAUAGGCAUACACGUCAAUAUUACUUAGAUAAAACGAGUAGUCCUACGCUGGUCUGGUGUAAGCCUGCACAGUGGAUAAUAUUAUUUAUAGUCUUUUUUUAUAGGAUUAAUAACUGCAUUGAAUAUUUAUGUUAUUCACAGGAAAAUUACAUUAGGUCUCAGAAAAUAAGCCUUGUAUAUUUCUGUAGAAAUGACGCCCUGUUUUCGACAACUUGUUUUGGCAAUCAUGUGUUCAUUACUUCAUUUAGGUUUAAGCAGCAGCAGCAGUUAUGAUAUCAGUUUCCCGUGUACUGAGGGUGAAUUUCAAUGUGCUAAUGGAAAUUGUAUUCCUGAUUUUUUGGUAUGUAAUGACAACAAUGAAUGUGGAGAUAAUUCUGAAGAGGCUGAGAACAUAUGUAAUAUCAGUUUACCGUGUUUUGAGGGUGAAUUUCAAUGUGCUAAUGGAAAUUGUAUUCCUGAUUUUUUGGUAUGUAAUGACAACAAUGAAUGUGGAGAUAAUUCUGAAGAGGCUGAGAACAUAUGUAGUAAUGUUUCAUCGUGUGCUAGUUAUCAAUUUCAUUGUGGCAAUGGACACUGCAUUCCUGAUACCUGGGUAUGUGACAGUGGAAUUGAUUGUCAAGAUGGUUCUGAUGAAGAUGAGAAUAUAUGUGAUGAUCGUCCUACGUGCGAUGAUACUGAAUUUACGUGUGGCACAAAUGCUUGCAUUCCUGAUUCUUGGGUAUGUGAUGGUGAUAAUGAUUGUCAAGAUAAUUCUGACGAAGCUGAGAACGCGUGCGCUACUGAUGAUGAUCGUCCUACGUGCGAUGAUACUCAAUUUACGUGUGGCACAAAUGCUUGCAUUCCUGAUUCUUGGGUAUGUGAUGGUGACAAUGAUUGUCAAGAUAAUUCUGACGAAGCUGAGAACGCAUGCGCUACUGAGGGUUCAAUAUCACUUGUCGGUGGGACAGUAGACAGGGAAGGUCGAAUUGAGGUCCUUGGGUCUGUUUCUGGGACUGUAUGCUCAAAUGGAUGGACCAGAAGUGACGCUCAUCUACUUUGUAAAAGUCUGGGCUACGAAGGCGUCCAAGAACAUUUAGUGUACACAUUUGGAGAAGGAACAGGAGACAUUUGGUCAAAUAUUAACGGGUGCAUCGAAGAUUUUUCUAACCCUAGUUGCAAUCCUGUCAACUCAAGCACAGACCCAAAGUGUAGUCACUCUGAAGAUGUUGGUAUCAUAUGUUUACCAAUACAAAUUCGAUUAGUGGGCGAAGAGUUACACGAAGGUCGGGUAGAGAUUUACUAUUUUGACCAGUGGUCAACAAUAUAUGGCCUACACCUCGUUGAGGCUAACAUAAUUUGCCAUCAGCUAAGUUACCCUGCUGCCGAGUUUUCUGACUGUUGUGGAGUAUAUGGAACAACAUUUGGCAUGCGUUCGUAUGUAGUUAAUUGUGUGGGUGAUGAACAAGAAAUAUCUGAUUGCAGCAUAGAAAGAACCUCCAACCUCGACCGUCAAGCUGGAGUCACUUGUGCUAGAGAUGGAGUAAGACUAAUUAAUGGGGAAUUUGAUUCAGAAGGACGUCUUGAAGUAUAUACCGACUCAGGAUGGCACAGCAUCUGUACUCAAGAUAUCAACACGGAGGCCGCAAGGGUUGUUUGCAAGCAGCUUAACUUUGACGAUGUUAAAAAUAUUAGCGACGUCUCCACUACCAACAGCACUUCAUCAGCUCUUCACAACAUUUCUUGCUCGGGAAGGGAGAGUAGAUUUGAAGAGUGCAUGUUUGAAAUCAUGUCCAAUAAAAUGUGCAAAAGGAAUGUUUACCUAUUCUGCGAACCAAGUGGAACAAGACUUAUUGAUGGAUAUUCCAGAAAGUCAGGUUUUGCCCAAACGUAUAUUAACAACACUUGGAAGUACAUGUGUGUCAACACAGAAAAUGUACUUAAACAUGUUUGCUUGCAACAGCAAUCAACUGGAAUUGAGUUUAUCCAGGAAACAACUCCAGAUAAUGUUAUUCCUGCGUGCAUAAACUGCAUCAUAUACAACGGUUUGCUUCAAUGUGACCCCACUGAAGAAAGGGAAUAUUUUUAUCCGAAGAUUUCUUACACUGAAUGUUCAACAGAUACGAUAAGAAUUGAAGAAGGAGGUCAUCAGGGAUUGGUUGAAAUCUUCAAAAACAGUAGUUGGAGUUAUGUUUGUCAGGAUUAUUGGAAUUCCCAUGCUGCUGAGAUUGCUUGUAGGGAACUACAUUUUCUCGGUGCUAGCGCAACGCAGCCUGACCAAACUGGUCCCAGGGCACCUAAUGCCAUCGUGGUUCGAUGUGAAGGAAGCGAAACCAGUCUGUUACAAUGCCGAUUUGAGCACGGUGUACAGUGUAGCAAACAUGCUGUUGAACUUCAAUGUUUGGAUAUUGGAAUACGUUUUGAAGGAUCAGUAGUGGACUACGGCGGUCGUGUUGAAAUAUAUACAAGAAAUAAAUGGGGAACAGUUUGCGAUGACUCUUGGGACACCGAUGAUGCCAAUGUCGCUUGCAUUAUGGCAGGCUACAUUGGGGCUAUCACAGCCCAUCGUGAAGCAGCUUUCGGUGAAGGCGUUGGUCCAAUUAUAGCUAAUGAUUUUCGGUGCAGUGGCAAAGAAAGGAGCUUAUUUGACUGUCCCUAUAAUGAGCCCGAUACAGGCUACUGUUCCCAUCAGGAGGAUGCUGGCGUGAUUUGCUCUACAGAUGUCAUUCGACUUUCUGAUGGCAGCAAAUCAGCGGGACGUGUAGAACUGUUCUUGAACGGAAAAUGGGGAACAGUUUGUGAUGAUAACUGGGACUUAGACGAUGCCUUAGUUGCCUGUCGUCAACUUGGCUUUGAUGGUGCGAGUGCUUUCUACGUCAAUGGCAGAUUCGGAGCUGGUGAGGGACCAAUACAUCUGGAUGAGGUUCAGUGUACUGGUGAAGAAACUGAACUUUUACAGUGUCACAGUAUAAGUACCCAUGACUGUCAACAUUCUGAAGAUGCAGGAGUAUCUUGUUUUUAUGAAUCACGUGUUACUCCUGUAUGGCUUGGGUCGUUUAACAGCAUCCAAACCGAAGUAUUCCUUAACUGUAAUGCUAACGAGUUUGGAUGUGAUGGCGGUCGUUGUUUGGAAUCUUCACUAAGGUGUAAUGGAAUUCCAGAAUGUAUAGAUGGAACGGAUGAGUUGAAAUGUGCUCAAUGCAGCAAAAGCCAGUUACGAUGCAGUGAUGGUAAAUGUUUACAUCAAAAGUAUAUAUGUGACGGAAUAUCAGACUGUCCAAACGGAAUAGACGAACGCAAUUGUCCCUCUAGCCUUACAUGUAAACACUUGGAAAUGCGUUGUGAAAACGGUGUUUGUGUAGAUCAGCGGUAUAUAUGUUUGCUUGACAAUGAUGAAUAUGGGAACAUACUAGGCUGUCGAGAUCGCAGUCAUUUAUACAACUGUGCUGCGUUUCAAUGUCCAGCUCACACGUAUAAGUGUCCUAACUCAUUCUGCAUCCCAAUCAAAAGUAGAUGUGAUGGAAGCAAUGACUGUGAUAACGGAGAAGAUGAACAAUAUUGUGAUGAUUAUAACUGUCCAGGAUAUUUCAAAUGCAAAGAUGCCACAAACUGUAUCUCUCAAGAUCGUGUCUGUAACAAUAUCAAAGACUGUGUUCGUGGUGAUGAUGAACUUUUCUGCAAUGUGACGUGUCCUGAAGGAUGUACCUGCAGUGGUCUUUCUUUUAACUGUUCUGGUACUCAAUGGGGAGAGGAUAAAGGUGCUCUUAUUCCAACAGAUAUACGAUACUUAAACAUGAGCGGAGUUUCUUCGUAUCCUGUCGUUUCGGUGAAUGAGCUACUUUACAACAAUCUGAGAAAUUUCAAGUUCUUGAUAAUCUUGGAUAUCUCGGGAAACAGUAUCGCGGGAGUCACAAACGCAGACUUUGUCCAGCUCAUACAUCUAAAGAUACUUUGCAUCCAAGACAACAUGAUAACGUCAUUAAGUGGUGAUGUCUUUAAAGAAUUACACAGUUUGAAUUACCUUGAUAUACAUGGUAAUGGUUUGAAAUCUAUAGACAAAAGAGUAUUCGCAGGAUUAGCAGAACUGGAAUAUUUAGAUAUUUCGGGAAAUGACAUUGGUAACGUCGAUACAAACAUAUUUAAUGAUCUGACGUCUAUCAACAGAUUAAUCUCCGAUGACUACGCAUUUUGCUGCUUACUGAACGACAAUAUUGAUGUCGAUUGUACACCAGAUGCUGACGUCUUUUCCUCUUGUGAAAAUCUGAUGCAGAACGAGGUUCUCAGAGUCUUUUUAUGGGUUUUCGGAUUGAGUGCACUAAUUGGAAACGUCUUUGUGAUCACAUGGCGCGCUAGAAACUGGCCAUCAGUAAAAAGUCCUUCUUACACCCAGUCUUUUCUGAUCACGAAUCUUGCAGUAUCAGAUGCCCUCAUGGGUGUAUAUAUGUUGAUCAUUGCAAGUGCUGAUGUGUAUUAUCGUGAUGAUUACGUUACACAUGAUAGAUAUUGGAAAGGAAGUUUUAUUUGUAACUUCGCGGGAAUCUUAGCUUUUCUGUCAAGUGAAACAUCGGUAUUCUCUCUGACUGUGAUUAGUUGCGACAGAUUUCUUCACAUAGCAUUUCCAUUUAACAGAUUUCAUCUGACACAAAAAUCAGUGAAACGAGUGGUAGCAGGCGGGUGGGCAAUAACGUUGAUCUUGAGCAUCAUCCCAGCACUGCCAUCUUCUUACUUCAACAGUGAGUUCUAUGGUGUCACAAGUGUCUGUUUGGCACUACCACUAACAUCAGAAAAAGUACGAGGAUGGGAAUAUACUGUUGCAAUUUUUAUUGGUGUCAAUAUGUUCUGCUUCUUGAUAAUCUUUUUAUCUUAUUCUGGAAUUUUUUUCCUUAUUAAGAGGUCUAGCGCAAGAGUUAAACAGAUGAGUACGAUAGAUUCCGUAAACAGACAACAUAUAGCACUGGCUGUACGGAUGGUUUUUAUUGUUGUUACGGAUUUUCUUUGUUGGGUACCAAUUAUAAUCAUGGGGAUAUUGUCAUUAACCAGAAGAGUUGAUAUCCCGACAGAUGUUUACGCCUGGACAGCAGUUUUUAUAUUGCCAAUUAAUUCAGCAAUCAACCCCUAUUUAUAUACCAUUGCAUCUUUAAAAAAAGUGCAGAAACAACUCAGACCAAACAAGGUAGUAUCCGAAAGCACACCCCAGAGUGAUAAAUGUUCAAUGAGUGUAGUUGCAAACAGUUCAGGCGAACACCACCGACAAAAAGGAAAAGGAGAGUUGCCAGUUGUGAAGAAAAUUGAAGCUAUAGUAAAUUCUAAGAUUGAGACAGGUAACAAAGUGUUUGAUGCUGAGAUAUGUGAACUUCUAUCAAAGGCACUGCAAUUAGCCACGCAAGGACCGGAUAAAACUAUACAGGUGGAUGUGGAAAAGUGUGUACAACCGACUAAGGUUGACUCAAACCACUUAUUGCAAGCAGACACGAGGAUGCAGGGCGAUUACGAAAUGAGUGUACACAACCCGGUUUUUGACACUGAUGUUUAGUUUUCUCCAACAUUAAAAAAAAAAGUUAAUUAGGUAAUCAGUCAACAUCUAAUCACCAAAGUUUGUAUGUUAUAAAUAUUAAUUUUUAUAUCUAAAUAUUUGUCAUACAGUACCCUGUUGAUGACAUAAUUAAUGUCGAAAUAUUGAAUCCCAACACGAUGGCGUGUAUUUCAAUACUUGGAGUAUAAUUCCUGAUGAUGACAUAAUUAAUGUCGAAAUAUUGAAUCCCAACACGAUGGCGUGUAUUUCAAUACUUGGAGUAUGUAUUAUACUUUCGUACCCUGUGUAAUAUGAGCAAAUUGACCUAAUAUUUAAUUACUAGGUGAAUCUAAGCUAACGGUAGCAACGUAUAUCUUUGUAAAAAUCAUACCAAAGUACAGAAUGUCUUCCUCCGAUUUUGCAUUAGGUCAUAAGAUAGAGAAGUCAAGAUGGAUUAAAUACGGUAUGCGAUUAAUUGUUUGUGUAUAUAGGCAUAUAUAUAUAUAUAUAUAUAUAUACAGUAUAUAUAUGUUAUA